Molecule: messenger RNA, 630 nt
Organism: Capsicum annuum
Lineage: Eukaryota; Viridiplantae; Streptophyta; Magnoliopsida; Solanales; Solanaceae
Exons: 1
Coding region: 1-630 (209 amino acids)
Source: RefSeq, a predicted model, not a curated record
AUGGGUUUGAUAGACACCAUCAAAAACGAAAAUCAGGCAUCAAAUCAAGACAGGGCUAAGGCCAUGACAUUUCUCCGUCACCAUCUUGGUGAUGGUUUGAAAAUGGAAUACCUCACAAUUAAGGAUCCACUUAUAUUGUUGAAUAAUUUAAAAGAAAGAUACGACCACCUGAAGAUGGUCGUCCUUCCACAGACACAUUAUGUGUGGACUCAUUUGAGGUUACGGGACUUUAAAAAUAUAACUGAUUAUAAUUCUGCGAUGUUUAGAAUUAAACCGCAGUUGAAUUUAUGCGGAGAAAAUAUAGCUGAUCACGACAUGUCAGAGAAAACAUUCUUUACUUUUUUCGCCUUGAGUAUGCUCCUACAACAGAAAUAUCGAGAAAUGGGAUUCAAGAAAUACUCUGAAUUAAUUUCUUAUGUUCUUGUUGCUGAACAACAUAAUGAUCUUUUAAUGAGAAAUCAUGAAAUACGACCUCCUGGUACUGUUCCAUUCCCUGAAGUGAAUGCUGCACAUUUUCACCAAAUUAGGCGUGAAAAAAGACUUGACCCCAGUCGUGGUCGUGGUCGUGGAAGAGGUAGAUAUUUUAAUCAGGAUGAUCGCCUUGUAAUAAAUAAUGAGCCUCAGCACUAG